AUGGGCCGUCCAAGACUCAUCAUCCUCAUUAGACACGCCCAGUCGGAGGGUAACAAAAGCCGUGAAAUCCACCAGACUGUCCCUGAUCACCGUGUCAAGCUCACCUCCGAUGGCUGGAUACAAGCCCGCGAAGCCGGCCGCCGGCUCAGGGCCAUGCUGCGGCCCGAGGACACCCUGCAGUUCUUCACGUCUCCCUAUCGCCGGACCCGAGAGACGACCGAGGGUAUCCUGGAGACCCUGACCGCGGACGAUCCGGAACCCUCACCCUUCCCUCGCCAGAAUAUCAAGGUGUACGAAGAGCCCCGCCUGCGGGAGCAAGACUUUGGCAACUUCCAACCAUGCAGUGCCGAAAUGGAGCGCAUGUGGCAGGAGCGCGCAGAUUACGGUCACUUCUUCUAUCGCAUACCGAACGGCGAGAGUGCCGCUGAUGCCUACGACCGUGUGUCGGGCUUCAACGAGAGCUUGUGGCGCCAGUUUGGCGAGGACGAUUUCCCCAGUGUCUGUGUUUUGGUCACCCACGGACUCAUGUCUCGUGUUUUCCUGAUGAAGUGGUACCACCACACUGUCGAGUACUUUGAGGAUCUGCGCAAUGUCAACCACUGCGAGUUCCUCAUCAUGAGGAAGAUGGAGAGUGGCAGCUACAACCUUGAGACUAAGCUGCGAACCUGGUCGGAGCUGCGACAGGAGCGCGCUGCCUUGAAAGCCAAAGAGGAAGAAGCAGCCGGCACCAAGAAGGACGGCAAGCCCGAGCAGAAGGUGGUUCCGGCACCAACGCCACGAAAAUGGGGCGGCUGCCCGCAAGGAUGCGCCCAUGGUAAACAUUUCAAGAUUCGCAGAGACUUAUUGGAGCUACGACAGUACGAUGAGAGCUGCGCGAUGCAGGUUAACGCUCACCUCACCACAAACGGCAGCAAUGGCCUCUCGACCCGUAGGGCGGGACCUAGGAGGCUCAUGCCCAACAACUCGGAUGAGGACUCGGACGAUCCUCGCGGGCACAUCCCGCCAGAGAUUGACGUGAGCCGUGCUCGGGACGAGCUCGUAUCCUCCCCUGAUGGCACGCCGUCGUACAUCUCCCUCGAGGACCGGCUGCGCUCCACUCAGACGCCACAGCUCAAGACUCACUACCUGCACGUGGGACGAGAUGGUGGCGGUACAUACUCGGGCCACGCGAGCGAGGAAGAGAUUUCCGAGCGCGAAAUCUCUGAAGAGGACGCCCGCAGACGUCUCGCCAGCAAGGUUGAGAGAGCCAAGAACCGCGAGCGGAGUGGUCUCAACGGUACCAAAUCGGCAGCACAUACGGCACGAGUAGCGCACGCCCCUAGACUGGGUGACGCGCCAAACAAUGACGACGGAGCUUCCGAUGGCGAUGCUUCGGAAGACGAGCUGGCUGCGGUUGAGGAAGAAGAGCGAAGUGUCAGAGGAAGUGUGUACUGA
Messenger RNA from Microdochium trichocladiopsis, 1434 nucleotides. RefSeq names its product histidine phosphatase superfamily. NCBI's taxonomy places the organism in Eukaryota, Fungi, Ascomycota, Sordariomycetes, Xylariales, Microdochiaceae. The transcript has 3 exons. The record is from RefSeq and is a predicted model, not a curated record. The coding region runs from base 1 to 1434 and encodes 477 amino acids. Gene Ontology annotation, molecular function: phosphatase activity.